Thelazia callipaeda (thelaziosis nematode) is the source of this 973-nucleotide messenger RNA. The record is from the annotation of a GenBank genome assembly. Lineage: Eukaryota; Metazoa; Nematoda; Chromadorea; Rhabditida; Thelaziidae.
CUCAAGGAAUAUUGAGACUAGUGACAAGAGUUUAAAAUUGAAGUAGCAGUCUUGAUGUAAUUGGUACUUUCAGAUUUAGGCGAAAUUUGAAUUUUAGGUAUUGAAAGCUGGUAUUGGGCAGAAAGCUCGGAAUGGACAGAGGGUAACAAUUCGAGUUGUUGAUACGAAGCUGGGAAUAGACAAUGUUAAUGAGAAAACAUUCAUUCUCGGCUUCAGUAUGGUCAUUGAUGCAUGGGAAAUGAUAUUGCAAUUGAUGCAUGAAGGAGAAGUUGAUGCCGUGAAAAGUGAGCAUCGUUUUGCUUAUGGUUCCUUUGGGGAUCCAGAGAGGUCUAUUCCACCGUAUGAGUCGAUGGAGUAUGAAAUUGAACUUAUUCGUAUUACUGAUGGACCAUUGUAUACAACACUUAACAAUGAUCAGUUAAUUCAAUAUAUUACUGAAUUAAAAGAAAGAGGAAAUUAUUAUUACAAUCGGAAGGAACUGGAUAAGGCGAUAUACAUUUAUAAAAGGAGUACGGAGUUAAUCGAUACACCCAGCGAUGUAACAAUACGAAAUUUAUUCUCUGUUAUUUACUCUAAUUUGUCUGUCUGUUACGCAAAAUUGUGCGACUGGAAAUCUACUCUGGAUGCUUCAAAUAAUGCGCUGUCUUUGAAUUCUGGGAAUACCAAAGCAUUAUUUAGGCGAGCAAACGCUUAUGCAAAUUUGAACUUCAUCGAGGAAGCAAUUGAAACUUUGAAUACUGCUCACCAAAUCGACCCACAAGAUGAGCUUAUUGUUCGGGAAAUGUUACGACUAAGGACACGUCUGAAGUUAUGCCGCGAGCAGGAACGUUCAUUAUAUAAACGAAUGUUGGCCGGGGCUCACGACAGUAGUGAAGAUCAACCACAGACUUUUAUCAACCGGUUAAAGUUUGCACUCUGUGCCAUCUUCAUUGUUGCAUUGGCCUUAUUUAUUCAUUUUUUUGUAUUUUUGUAA